CUCAUAAAUGACACUCGCGGAUGUAUUGAAAAGUAUCGCAGUCGCCGUCCCGGUGGGAAUCACGAUAAUAGACUUGCUCGGCUACGUGGCCCGGGUGGACGGAGUGUCUAUGCAGCCGGCUCUCAAUCCCACCUCGGAGAACGACUACGUUUUUCUCAACCGGCUUUCCCUCAGGUUCUACGAGGUCUCGCGAGGAGACGUCGUCGCCCUUUUCUCUCCGAAGAACCACGACCAGAAGAUCAUCAAGAGGGUCAUCGGCUUAGAAGGUAGUCACCGUCUGUAACACUCUUCCCUCCUCACCGUCACAAACACCUUUUCUACGGAAUAUCUUUGAAAUUUCCUCUUUAGAGUUGGCUUUAAAAAGUGCAUUUCUAUGGUGGAUACCAGGAACUGGAAGAAUCCCUUCUGAGCACUGCAGCUCUACAGUGUUUAUUGCACUUCUACAUGGCUGCACAGAUUUGUGGAGUGAAGUUUUAGUUAUGAGGUCGUGGAUCAUGGGGGUUGUGAGAUGUCAUUAACACAUUGAGCUACAAGACAUCGACAGUAAGGAUUCCCAAGGGUCACUGCUGGGUCGAAGGUGACAACGCGAACCACUCCAUGGACUCUAACAUGUUUGGACCGAUCGCUCUUGCUCUCAUCACCGCUAAAGCUACUGCCGUCGUCUGGCCUCCGAAAAGGUGGCAGUAUGUCAAAUCCUUUGUGCCCGAGUCGAGGAUACCCGCCAACCACCAGAUGGAGGCCUAGGCCUGCUAGGACAAUAAAGUUUCUUUGAAAUAAAAUGCGUUCUGUAUGUUUUGUAAAUAAGUUCGAAUUUGACUUUGUGGGCAAAGUGCUACAGGAUGCUAUAUGCAUCGGUGACAUAGACAAUGACGGUGAGUCGGAGUUGCUUGUCGGCAACACCAACGGUGACCUGUCGAUCUUCAAGGGAGAAAAGCUCUGGCAAAAAAUCUCCGGCCUUGGGAUGAUCGCGUCUGUCGCUGUCGGGGAUGUUACCAACUGUGGGAGUAAUGCUGUUGUCACUGUCAGUGUAGAGGGCUGGUGCCAUAUAUACCUAUGCCUUAACUAUACAAAAUCCGGCUCUGGAGAAAAAUUACAGCGUUUACACAAACAGUGCAUCCCAGCCAACACCAAGGCAUUAAUUCUUGGUGAUAUUCAAGGGGAUGGGCAGAUCGAUAUGAUUCUCGGUUUGUCAGAUCGUGUAGUCCGGAUAUACAGGUGGCUUCAGACCCCAGCAGAAGUGACAUUGGUCUGUUUAAGUAAAUGUGAAAGUGCUAAUCAAAUAGGAUCUAUAUGUAUUAUAAAAAAUGACAACAAGAAACCUUGUAUACUAGUUUCACAGCCGGGUGCGACGUAUAUGACCAUAACUUAUAUAGGAGAUGGAAAGACUUCUGUUGAUUAUCAUGUGGUCCCUCCAGGAAAACAUAAUUCGAGCAAUGUCUCGUGUCAAAUAAUUGGUAAUGUGAAUGGAAAUGAUAGUUUAGCUAUAGCAUCUUUAAAUGGAAAUGUUGUAUUGAUUAAAGACAGUCAGCCUGUUUGGUCAAUAAAUGUUGAUCAUCAAACAUUUAUUAUUAAUAAAGUUAAUAUGUGCAAUGAUGGUAGUGAACAAAUAGUAGCCAGCUCUUGGUCUGGUCAUACGUUUAUAAUAGAUUACCAAGGUAAUGCUGUGUGCUUUGAACUCGGAACCCCGAUUCAGACGUUCAUUUCUGGUCUGUAUUCUUCUAGAGGGAGCACAACAUUUAUUUUUGUCACGUUCAACAAUAAAAUACUGGUGUACUAUGAUGUUGCAAUGGAGAGUCUCGUUCUGCACAGCUUGUACGCUCUACAGUUGAAGGACUCGAGGUUAUCUUCUCUUUCUAGAAACGAACUGAAACAGCUCACAAAUUUCUGCCUGUACAAUUUCAAGGGUAGUAAAAAAUAAUAUCCAUUUUGCCUAUGUGUAAUAUUAUUGACUGAAGAUAAGAUGAUUUUGUUAGCUAUAAUGAUGUAUACCAAUGAUGGUGUUUCAUCAAUGUGUCAUUCUUUUAAAAAAAUAAAUAAAUUGUGGAUUAGUUGUGUUAUAA
This is a messenger RNA of Cimex lectularius (bed bug), 2060 nucleotides long. Its product is annotated as mitochondrial inner membrane protease subunit 2. Lineage: Eukaryota; Metazoa; Arthropoda; Insecta; Hemiptera; Cimicidae. The coding region runs from base 779 to 1918 and encodes 379 amino acids. Gene Ontology annotation, molecular function: serine-type endopeptidase activity. Gene Ontology annotation, cellular component: KICSTOR complex; membrane; mitochondrial inner membrane peptidase complex. The record is from RefSeq and is a predicted model, not a curated record. Gene Ontology annotation, biological process: regulation of TOR signaling; mitochondrial respiratory chain complex assembly. The transcript is spliced from 6 exons.